AUGGCAGCUAUACAACUUGACACUACAUUGGCGGAUUUGUACCGCGACCAUGGCAUCCAGGGCCCAUUCAUUGUAUCUAUGUAUUGCGUCUUCGCUCAUAUGGACUUGCACCCCGCGUUCCCGCGCGAGGUUGUUUAUCCAGAGGAUGAAGAACCAGUGCCGUUCUCGGACGACGAGCAAGAACAGGAUCGUCUGCGGAGAAUAAUACUUGGUCUCAAGCCACUUCGACGGGCCUUUGGGCUUGGAAACAUGGAUGUGAUAUUCUUCAGCCCGAAUGCAACACCAGAUGGCCUGGAUCGUGCAUUAUCGCAAUUACCACCCAGCCAGCGCCAUAAUCCGCGAUUCCUCGACCUGAACCAGGACGAUAUUCGCGAAGAAUUACUUCAGAUUUCUCAGGGGCAGAAAUUGCUAUUCUGGCGACCACAGGCGUGGAUGGAAAGCCACGACUGUUUGGUUGAACCCGGAGUUGGGUACGAUAUCAACUCAAAGAAGUUUUUGACAACAGCGGGCAUACAUACUCCUCGAUCAGUGGUAGUCGAUCUUCAGGAAAUGGACAUUUCCAGUCCUACCAAUAUCAUUAGAUCGAGGCCGUUGCCAUUUGUCGUCAAACUCUGCCGCGCUGGGUGUGGCUUUGGUACUUAUAUCGUCACAAGCCAAGAACGACGUCGCCGGACACUCGAGGCUAUGGGGAAGUACAAGGAACGUGGCGUAACCGAUAUUCUGGUUUCUGACUACAUUGACCUGGUUCAGGACCUCAGCGUACAUUUCCUUAUCGGGGCAGCUGAUAGCGAGAGAAACCAUGACAAUCCAUUGAUAUUAGGUGUCACAGUCCAGACUCUCACGAAUGAUGGGAAAUGGGUGGGAGGUCAUAUAGAUUACAGCGCCCAGCAGGAACUCAAGAGCCUUGUCUGGGAGAGAGUUCGCGAUACUACCAGCCGUAUGCCAAGGACCUUUGUAGGUUGGGCUGGUAUAGAUAUUGUCGUGGGCAAAGACGGGCAACAGUGGGUUGUGGAUCUGAAUGCUAGGUUCACAGGUUCCAUGCCUAUCUGCUUCAUGUCACAUCAUUUCUGGAACGACAGAAGUUUACCGCUGGCCCAGUUUGGUGCUUUUGGGUAUAAAGGGGGCGUGGAUGAAAUUUAUAGUAGGCUAAAACCUUUACUUGACCCCGGCCAAGUCGUGGUCACUGCAACAGCUGCCAUCUAUGAAGGUGAUAAUAUGGCCGAUAUUGUCUGGGGAGGGAAAGAUGCAGAGGAUCUAAAUCGCAUUGAGAUGUGGAUCAAAACGAGACUCGCAGAUGCGCAAGCCCGGCUUUGA
This is a messenger RNA of Neoarthrinium moseri, 1314 nucleotides long. RefSeq lists its product as uncharacterized. Gene Ontology annotation, molecular function: ATP binding; metal ion binding. Bases 1 to 1314 code for a protein of 437 amino acids. The record is from RefSeq and is a predicted model, not a curated record. Lineage: Eukaryota; Fungi; Ascomycota; Sordariomycetes; Amphisphaeriales; Apiosporaceae. The transcript has a single exon.